AUGCCUUUUGUGGACAAAGAUGCCCCCAUAGUUCGGUGUUUUGGAGCUGGGAGACAGCGCUGCGGCGAAAUUCGUCUGUUUGCUUUGUUUACUGAUCAGCUCCUGUUGAACACCACAGCUGGGGUGCCAGAGGAGACAUUGAAUGUAGCUGGUGCAGAUGUGUCUCGUCAAGGAGCAGUUGUAACUUUGCAGUGGGACUCAGUUGAUUCUGCCGUUGAUUCUGCACUGACUCUUUCCUUCGAAGAUGUUGAAGAAGCAGAAUUUUGGUCCGAAGCUUUGAGCUUUGCAGCUGGCGAUGAGGGCCCUCAGGAAAAAGUGCACGAACUGGAGCAAAGGGUUGCUGCAGCACUGAGGGCUGCCUAUGAGCGUUCAGCCAGGAUCAAGGAGCUUGAAGACACCGUUGAGGCAGGACGAGAGAGGGAGACUCGUAUCCAACAACUAGAAGAGGUCCUUCAUGACACCCUGGAAGAGGCUGAAGCCAGGGCUGAAAAGAUUGAAGCCUUGGAGUGGAAGUUGGAGUCUGGAAGAACUUCAGACCCUGCUGCAACGGCUCUGUUGCAGGAUGCCAUGGAUUUCGCGGAUCAGCUGUUAGAACAACACUCGGAUUUGUGGACAGAGGAUGAUAGUGCUGCACAGCUGCGUAAAGCUGUGCAGGCUGUGCAACAAGCAAAGCCAGAGAUUGAUUCUGAUGUUGCUGAACUCAUCAGGCAGUUGGUGACAGCCCUGCUUUGGCCUGUCGUCUUGCGAGAAUGCUUGACCGAUGCUGAAGCCACAAUCAAAGAGCAGGAAGAGAUCCAGGAGCAGGCAACAAGAGAAAUCAUUGACCUUCAAAAGCAAUGUGACACACUUGCAGCAGAGUCAGAGGAGCACAAGGCCGCAUUAGAGGCGGCCAGAGAACAGAAGACUCUGACAGAGGCUGCGCAUGAGGAUGAAAUGCAAAAGCUGAAAGAACGUGAAGAAGAAGCAGAACGCAAGCGGCAGGAAGCUGAGGAGAAAGCAAAAGAGCUUAGAGGGAUUCUUGACUACGCUGACAAGGCUGCUGAAGAAGCGAUCCAAAGGAAGCGUGAAGAGCUGGAAAAGGCUCAUGGUGAAGAGUUUAAGAAACUGAAGCAACUGACAGAUGUGGCAGACGCACAGGAUGAGCUGGCCGAGAGGCUGCGAAGCCUGGGCGAAGGAAGUGCAGAUGCAGCACAUUGGAAGGCUGCGGCUGACCGUGCGCUGGAGCAAUUCGCAGACUCUGUUCCGUCUGACCGGACAGAAUUCAAAGACUUUAGUGGAAAGGACAAAGAGUUGGAGCAACGUCUCGAGGAUGCAGAGAGAGCUCUCAAGAAAAUGGAGGGAGGAUCUGAACAGGUCUGGGAAGAAAAAAAGUGGCAAAAAGGGCCAAAGAAGUUAAGUUGA
Molecule: messenger RNA, 1401 nt
Organism: Cladocopium goreaui
Lineage: Eukaryota; Dinophyceae; Suessiales; Symbiodiniaceae
Source: the annotation of a GenBank genome assembly